Messenger RNA from Aspergillus ochraceoroseus IBT 24754, 1032 nucleotides. RefSeq names its product mitochondrial 37S ribosomal protein mS38. Gene Ontology annotation, biological process: mRNA processing. The transcript has 2 exons. Bases 1 to 1032 code for a protein of 343 amino acids. Gene Ontology annotation, cellular component: mitochondrion. The record is from RefSeq and is a predicted model, not a curated record. NCBI's taxonomy places the organism in Eukaryota, Fungi, Ascomycota, Eurotiomycetes, Eurotiales, Aspergillaceae.
AUGCUGUCAUCCUCCUUGCGCAGGGCAGCCUGGGCCCCAAUAGUGCCAAUUUCUGGCAUUUCUCGCGCGUCCGGCCAAGCUCUUGCAGCUUCGUCCACCAAUAUCAUCCGCACCACGCAACAUGCCCGUCAACGCCGAUACUCCUCGUCAUCCUCCAAACCUAGUGAUGGCUCGAGGCGAGUUGAUGCCUCCUCUCAAACACCAACGAAAGGAGUGAAUUCCGGAGAGAAGCGUGAGGGCAAGCCCUCUCGACGAAGGGGAAAAGAUGGCAAUGGUCGCGGUGGCUCCAAGUCAAGCCCGCCGACAGCUUUUUCCCGGCUCCCCAGUGUUCCCUCAACCCAGCACCUUCAGCCACAUGAUGUUCAUGUUGCGUCUUUUUUUUCCAUCCACCGACCUAUUUCCGUCUCCACGACCGUCCCUCCGCCCUCAAGCUCGGAAGCCUUCGACUCGAUAUUCACUUCUAAAAAGUCUUCGAAGGAUGACUCUGAAGAUGUGAUAUUCACCCUUUCCUCUGCUGUCCACACCAUGGAGAAUGCUGCCCAUCGCCUUGCUGAAACCGACAACUCUAUGAACGUCUUUGAAGUCGAGGGAAACCACUUCGACGGAUUUGACAUGUCCGACCUGAAAGUUUCCGUUGAGGAACUCACAAAGCGCCUUCGCCCCUUCAACCCUCCCCCGCCCCCUGUUCCCUUCGACGAGUCGAGAGAGGCCGGUGCUGCGGAGUCGGAAAACCUGGAUUCUCAGCAAACCGCCAGCUACUCGACUGUCUUGACUAUUCACGAGUCCACACACGCUGACGGACACAAGACAUACGAAGCUCGGACUAUGGAAGCUCCCGGUGCUGAUGAAGCCGAGGCUAUUAUCGAUAUCCCUCAGAACUCCCAAACUUCUUACGUCGAGCGCGUACGGAACAACGGCUCCAUGCACGCGAUCAGCACUCGCAGACGGCGCAAGCUGAAGAUGAAGAAACAUAAAUUCAAGAAGCUCCUCCGCAGGACGAGAACCCUAAGACGCAAGCUUGACAAGGCUUGA